CGCGAGCCACGCCGCGGGAGCAGGGCGGGGUCUGCGGGGCUCACUAAGGAGGCCGUCGGGCCAGGCGGGGCGGGGCGGGGCGCGCGGAGCGUGUGUCCCCGCCCUGCACGCUGCUCGGCCGGGUGGCCGCUAGAGGCGGGCGGACCCGCGCGGGCGCAGCGGAGCGCGCGGGCGGCCUUGGCCCCCGCGGAAGCGCGGCUGCGGCGCUCGAAACCGGGGGCGACUGGUGGUUGGGAGACCGCCUUCGCCUGCGUCGCUGCCUGAGCGGGAUCGCCUUCCCCAGGGAUGUGAGGGGCCGCGGCUCGGCCGGCCGGGCCCGGAGCGUCGCGGAGGCCGACUGCAGACGCUCCGCCCACUUUGGCCUGGACCCAGACUCCAGGGGCUAAAAAUAAUUGCCCAGAGGCUCCAGAGAGGAAUCAGAUCGCGCUAAGUAGGGCACAACGCAGAGGCGACAGAGCUCCUCGGCCCCAGGGAGCCCAGAGCAGUCUCCCGAGCGUGGUCCCGCCCACGCUCUACUCAGCAGCUAGCGCCCUCCCUCUCCCUGCCAGGGGUGUGUGGAGGCCAGUAUGAAGCUGAAAAAGCAGGUGACAGUGUGUGGGGCUGCUAUCUUCUGCGUGGCAGUCUUUUCGCUCUACCUCAUGCUGGACCGAGUGCAGCAUGAUCCCACCCGACACCAGAAUGGUGGGAACUUCCCCCGGAGCCAAAUUUCUGUGCUGCAGAAUCGCAUUGAGCAGCUGGAACAGCUGUUGGAAGAGAAUCACGAAAUUAUCAGCCACAUCAAGGACUCUGUGCUGGAGCUGACAGCCAAUGCAGAAGGCCCACCUGUCCUACUGCCCUACCACACAGCCAAUGGAUCCUGGGUGGUGCCCCCGGAGCCCCGGCCCAGCUUCUUCUCCAUCUCCCCCCAGGAUUGCCAGUUUGCUUUGGAGGACCGGGGCCAGAAGCCAGAGCUACAGAUGCUAACUGUGUCAGAAGAGUUGCCAUUUGACAAUGUGGAGGGUGGCGUGUGGAGGCAAGGCUUUGACAUCUCCUACAGCCCACAUGACUGGGAUACUGAAGAUCUGCAGGUGUUUGUGGUGCCCCACUCACACAAUGACCCAGGCUGGAUCAAGACCUUUGACAAGUACUACACAGAGCAGACCCAACACAUCCUCAACAGCAUGGUAUCCAAGCUACAGGAGGACCCCCGGCGGCGCUUCCUCUGGGCAGAAGUCUCCUUCUUCGCCAAGUGGUGGGACAACAUCAAUGUCCAAAAGAGAGCAGCAGUCCGAAGGCUGGUAGGAAAUGGGCAGCUAGAGAUUGCAACAGGAGGCUGGGUGAUGCCAGAUGAGGCCAACUCCCAUUACUUUGCGUUGAUUGACCAGCUUAUUGAGGGACACCAGUGGCUGGAGAGAAACCUUGGUGCAACCCCACGCUCUGGCUGGGCAGUAGACCCAUUUGGACACAGCUCCACCAUGCCUUACCUGCUGCGCCGUGCCAACCUGACCAGUAUGCUGAUCCAGAGGGUGCAUUAUGCCAUUAAGAAGCAUUUUGCUGCCACCCACAGCUUGGAGUUCAUGUGGAGACAGACUUGGGACUCGGAUGCCAGCACAGACAUCUUUUGCCACAUGAUGCCCUUCUACAGCUAUGAUGUUCCUCAUACCUGUGGCCCAGAUCCCAAGAUCUGCUGCCAGUUUGAUUUCAAACGCCUGCCUGGUGGACGCAUCAACUGCCCUUGGAAAGUGCCGCCCCGGGCCAUCACAGAGGCCAAUGUGGCAGAGAGGGCGGCCCUGCUCUUGGACCAGUACAGGAAGAAGUCCCGGCUCUUCCGAAGCAACGUCCUCUUGGUGCCACUGGGUGAUGACUUCCGGUAUGACAAGCCCCAGGAAUGGGAUGCCCAGUUCUUCAACUACCAGCGACUCUUUGACUUCCUCAACAGCAAACCUGAACUCCAUGUGCAGGCCCAGUUCGGCACCCUUUCUGACUAUUUUGACGCUCUGUACAAGAGGACAGGUGUGGAACCAGGGGUCCGGCCCCCAGGGUUUCCUGUGCUGAGCGGAGAUUUCUUCUCCUACGCGGACCGCGAGGACCACUACUGGACAGGCUAUUAUACUUCUAGACCUUUCUACAAGAGUUUGGACCGAGUCCUGGAGGCCCACCUGCGGGGGGCAGAGAUUCUGUAUAGCCUGGCUGUGGCCCACGCCCGCCGCUCUGGACUGGCCAGCCAGUACCCACUGUCUGACUUCACCCUGCUGACGGAAGCUCGGCGCACACUGGGGCUCUUUCAGCAUCAUGACGCCAUCACUGGAACUGCCAAGGAGGCAGUGGUGGUGGACUAUGGUGUCAGGCUCCUGCGUUCCCUAGUCAGCCUGAAGCAGGUCAUCAUCAACGCAGCUCACUAUCUGGUGCUGGGGGACAAGGAAACCUACCACUUUGACCCUGAGGCUCCCUUCCUCCAAAUGGAUGAUACCCGCUUAAAUCAUGAUGCCCUGCCAGAGCGCACAGUGAUCCAGCUGGAUUCCUCACCCAGGUUUGUGGUGCUAUUCAACCCACUGGAACAGGAGCGGCUCAGUGUGGUAUCCCUGUUGGUCAACUCACCCCGGGUGCGUGUCCUUUCAGAGGAAGGUCAGCCCCUGGCUGUGCAGAUCAGUGCGCACUGGAGCUCUGCCACUGACAUGGUCCCCAAUGUCUACCAGGUAUCUGUGCCUAUCCGUCUGCCAGCCCUGGGUCUAGGUGUGCUGCAGCUACAACUGGGCCUGGAUGGGCAUCGCACACUGCCCUCCUCUGUGCGGGUCUACCUGCAUGGCCGGCAGCUGUCUGUGAGCCGGCAUGAAGCAUUUCCUCUCCAUGUCAUUGACUCGGGCACCAGUGACUUUGCUCUCAGCAACCGCUACAUGCAGGUCUGGUUCUCAGGCCUUACCGGGCUCCCCAAGAGCAUCCGAAGGGUGGAUGAGGAGCAGGACCAGCUGAUGAACAUGGAAUUCCUCAUCUAUGGCACCCGUACAUCCAAAGACAAGAGUGGAGCCUACCUCUUCCUGCCUGACGGCGAGGCCAAGCCCUAUGUCCCCAAGGACUCCCCUGUGCUGCGUGUCACUGAAGGCCCUUUCUUCUCAGAGGUGGUUGCAUAUUAUGAACACGUUCACCAGGUGGUUCGACUUUAUAACCUGCCUGGGGUGGAGGGGCUGUCUCUGGAUGUGUCGUCCCUGGUGGACAUCCGGGACUACGUCAACAAGGAGCUUGCCCUACGCAUCCACACAGAUAUUGACAGCCAGGGAACCUUCUUCACAGAUCUCAAUGGCUUUCAGGUGCAGCCCCGGCGGUAUCUAAAGAAGCUGCCCCUACAGGCUAACUUCUACCCCAUGCCAGUUAUGGCCUACAUCCAGGAUGCACAGAAGCGCCUCACACUACACACUGCCCAGGCCUUGGGUGUCUCCAGCCUCAGGGAUGGCCAGCUGGAGGUGAUCUUGGACCGUCGGCUAAUGCAGGAUGACAACCGGGGACUAGGCCAAGGACUCAAAGACAACAAGAGAACCCGCAACUGUUUCCGCCUCCUGUUAGAACGACGAACUGUGGGCAGUGAGCCAGGCUAUUUCUCCAAACUGGCAGCCAUGUUUAGGGACUUGAUCUUUCACAGCAGCAGAAGCAAUGACCAAGAGGUCCAAGAAGGCCGCUCUACCAGCUACCCAUCCCUCCUCAGCCACCUGACCUCGGCGUACCUGAACACCCCUGUGCUUGCCCUGCCCGUAGCCAAGAGGCAGCUCCCAGGCUCUGGUCUGCACUCAUUUCAUCCUCUGGCUUCCGCACUGCCCUGUGACUUCCACUUGCUCAACCUGCGUACACUCCCAGGCGAGGAGGAUAACUUGCCCUCAGCAAACACUGCAUUCAUCUUGCACCGCAAGGGUUUUGACUGCAGCCUUGAGGCAAAGAACCUGGGCUUCAACUGUACCACAAGCCAGGGCAAGGUAGCUCUGGGUAGCCUUUUCCGUGGCCUGGAUGUGGGGUUCCUACAGCCAACCUCCUUGACACUAUUGUACCCUCUAGCCUCACCCUCCAACAGCACUGACAUCUACCUGGAACCCAUGGAGAUUGCCACCUUUCGCCUCCGUUUGGGUUAGGGUUUCUUGUGGCCUGAAGACAAAGUUCAUCCACAGAGACUGCCUCUUAACACUGAGAAUGGGUUGGACAAGCCUCCAGAACUUGACAGACUGAGCUGUACCCUCAUCUUGUUUAUUGUUGCUUCUGUAUUUGGGGCAAUGCCCAGUGGUGGGCAGGUAGGGCAGAUGCUGGUAAGAUGAGGGAGAGGAGGCCAUUGUUCAGGGUUGGCAGUGCCAGACUCUACUCUGGGUUGUGAGUGGCCAUGUGCCUGAGCACAAGCUCAGGCACUCAUCCUUUUCCCAAGGUGGGAUGUGGGAGGAACAGGGGCAGACAGGUCAGGGAAGCUAAGUGGGUAAGGCCCAGUGCCAGAUAACUGCAGAGGAGAGCUUACUCCACAGGAAUCCUGUGGUGGUGCAGAGACUAUGUAUCCUGGUAUGAGGAGCUAGAUCACUGGGAAGAGAGGGAUGAGGACCCACAGUUAGCAGUGGGAUGGAGGAGUAGAAGGAACCCCUGUUUCUCCUAAGAGCCUGAAGGCUUCACUGCUUUCCUGUGAUGGCUCUACCCUAAAUGCCACUGGGUCUGCACAUCCUGGCUGGGGGCUGCAGGAUGGCAGGAAGGACUCACUAGAGACUUAUGGCCAGAGGACACAACAUUUCAGAUACCAAAACCCCCAUCUAAAACUGGGCAGGUGGUCUGUGUGUGGAUUUAUGGGAUUGGUGGCUGGGACUUGGGGGUGGUCCUCCACCCUACCUGACUACUCUUUGUUCCUGUUACUCCCUGCACCACUGCCCCCGAGAACUUCCUAUCAUGGGGGCAGACUUCCCCCAUGAGGCCUGGCAAACUUCCAUUUACCCGAAAAGAAAGUGAAACCUCCAAGACCUCCCAUGCUUGGGCAACUUGAGAAGACUAGCAGGUCUUGAAGCCUUACCUUUGGCCCAUCCUUUUACAGUAUUCAGUUCUUGGCAUGGGGAUGAAGGAUAUGUAGACUAAAUUAGGAAGCAAUAGGACUGCUCAUGAAUCUUCAUUUCAGCUUCAAAUAAUAAGAGAAAAAUUUAUAAUAGUCUCUAUAGAUGCUGAAAAGAUUUGGUAAAAUUUAAAAUCCACCCUUAGGGCUGGGGAUGUGGCUCAGUGGGUAGAAUGUUUGCCUUAGCAAGCAUGAGGCUCUGGGUUUGAUCCUCAGCACCAUAAAAAUAAAAUUACCCCUUAUUAAAAUUAAGACUAGAAAGAAACUUCCUAAUUUAGAUAAAGGUCUAUAUCAGAAACUGAGAGUUAAUGGCAUUCUGAAGAGUCAAACACCACAAGCAUUUCCAUGAGGGUCAGAAACUAGCAAGGAGGGGCUGGGAAUACAGGGCAUUUGGUAGAGUGCUUGGCUUGCAAGUCCAAGGCCCUGGGUUCAAUCCCCAGCACCACCAAAACAAAACAAAAAAAACUAGCCAGGAGCACACAUGUGCAACAAGGAAAUGAAGGAGGUAAGGAAGGAUUAUACUUGCCAUCAUCUGUAGACACUAAAGCAGCCUACUUGUGAAAUCCAGCAGAAUUGACUGAAGACCUAGGGAGCAUUCUGUAAAUUGAGCCAGUGCUACACAUGUUCCUAUAAAAACUGGUUCUCCCUAAAUCAGCUCAAAUUCAACAUAAUUCCAAUGAGAUUAGAUGCUUUUUUAAAUUCAGUAGGUUCUGAAGUUGAUUUGGAAGAGUAAAGAAAGGUGUGACAAUAUCACACCUUGUUCUCUGAAUGGUGAUGAGUUGUGGUGGUGCUGAGGUGGGUAAAAGGCACUUGUCCUACCAGAUUUCCCAGAGGAUGCUCUUACUAGCAAGAAUUUAAUUGGUAUGACAGACUGGAUCAGACAAACCUAUGGGACAAUAUACAGAGUCCAGAAACAGGCCCAGGUACAUAGGGAUUUAGUAUACGAUAAUUUUUUUUUUAAAUGGAGUAUUUUAAAUGGGGGAAAAGAUGGAUUAUUUAAUAAAUAAUACUUUGAGAUGACUUAUUAGAGUUAAGAUCUCUACCUCAGUUUCCACAAAAAUCAGUUUGAAAGGGGAAGAAAACAAAUUACUCAAGAAAAUAUAUUUUUGUAACUGAUGUGGGAGGUCUUUUGAAAAUAUGAAACCAAAAAGAAAACAUUUUACCAGACAAUUGAGUUUAUGUGCUAUGAGAAACAUCAAGGUUGAAACAAUGUCAGAUACAGGAGAAAAUAUUUGCAGUGUAUUAAAAAUCAGUAUGAUUAGGAGAAAAGUUUGUUUCAGGGUCCCCAAAGUCACUGGGGGCCUGCCAGGAGCUACCUGAAAUCUUGAGAGUGAUAAGGCCAAGUUCUUGUGGGUUUGCCAGGGUCUCUGCGCCAACAUCAGGCCACAGCUCAUGGAAUCCUGUCCAUAACAUGAUGGAAGAACUAAGAUAAUGAAUGAAGUGCUUAGCAUAGUGCCUGGUACACAGAAGAGCUCCACAAAUAGGAGUUAUAAUCAUAUUGGUAAAGGUUGCUAAGCAAUUUAUAGCACGUGUUAUUUGCUAGUAUAUGAUUUGUAAUCAAAUGAUAGGGGAGAAUCUGUGAACCCCUAGGAAAUUAGCAGAAUAAAGGAUAUUAUCUUUGGA
Molecule: messenger RNA, 6661 nt
Organism: Sciurus carolinensis (gray squirrel)
Lineage: Eukaryota; Metazoa; Chordata; Mammalia; Rodentia; Sciuridae
Gene: Man2a2
Product: mannosidase alpha class 2A member 2
Exons: 25
Coding region: 567-4094 (1175 amino acids)
Biological process (GO): protein deglycosylation; mannose metabolic process; N-glycan processing
Cellular component (GO): Golgi membrane
Molecular function (GO): carbohydrate binding; alpha-mannosidase activity
Source: RefSeq, a predicted model, not a curated record